Molecule: messenger RNA, 3832 nt
Organism: Cynoglossus semilaevis (tongue sole)
Lineage: Eukaryota; Metazoa; Chordata; Actinopteri; Pleuronectiformes; Cynoglossidae
Gene: reep3b
Product: receptor accessory protein 3b
Exons: 8
Coding region: 300-1085 (261 amino acids)
Biological process (GO): endoplasmic reticulum tubular network organization
Cellular component (GO): endoplasmic reticulum membrane; cytoplasmic microtubule; endoplasmic reticulum tubular network
Molecular function (GO): microtubule binding
Source: RefSeq, a predicted model, not a curated record
AGCAGGACAGCUUUGAUGCCAGAAACUGGAGUUACUGUUGGACAGAGAAGGAAGAGGAGGAAACCUGCAGAGACUAAGUGACUGCAACAAAACAAUAGGCCUCACGUUGGACACAUUCUAGUUGUAGCUACAAUGAUAGAAAAAUGAGACAUGUCUUUUACCUGAUAUCCGUGGAAAAGUAGUCGUAGUUUUUCGGGUUACGAAGUUGGGGCUCCGUGGUUACGGGCAAUUGCUCUUGACAUUAUCACCGGGACUGUCUCCUUCCGCUGCCACAGCCAGUCACCACAAAAACAACAGCCAUGGUGUCUUGGAUCAUUUCCAGAAGUGUUGUUCUGGUGUUCGGGACUCUGUAUCCUGCAUACUACUCUUACAAAGCAGUGAAGACUAAAAAUGUCAAGGAAUAUGUGCGUUGGAUGAUGUACUGGAUUGUUUAUGCGCUCUACACCGUAGUAGAGACCGUCACUGACCUUACACUGGCCUGGUUUCCACUGUACUAUGAGCUGAAAAUAGCCUUUGUGAUCUGGCUGCUGUCGCCCUACACCAGAGGAGCAAGUCUGAUUUACAGGAAGUGUCUACAUCCUCUGCUGUCGUCCAGAGAGAGGGAAAUAGAUGAUUAUAUCGUUCAAGCCAAGGAGAGAAGCUAUGAAACCAUGGUGAACUUUGGUAAACAGGGACUGAGCAUCGCAGCCACAGCGGCUGUCAGUGCAGCUGUCAAGGGUCAGGGUGCCAUCACAGAGAAGCUGCGCAGCCUGAGCAUGCACGACCUGACGCAGAUCAGCCAGCAGGACGACAGAGGAAACCAGCUGUACCCUUACAGUUCCCACGCAGCCAACCCUGCUGUGAGGAGAGCUCAGAGCAGCGACGCUGCCGACGAAGAAGAAUACUAUUAUGACCAGGAGGAGAGAACAGACGAGGAGGCGGAGCCAACCUUUUCUGAAGACGAGGCUGUCACUCAGAAAGGACUGAGACGCUCACAGAGUGUGAAGAUGACGCGAUCCAGAGUCCGCAAAGACGCUCGAUAUGGGUCACUGAAGAUUAAGGGCAAGAAGAGACCAGCACUGAGUUCUGUUAAUUAUGCGAUGUAAAGAAACUACUGCUGACAGACACACACACACACACACACACAUCCACACAUGAAUCUUCCUGCCUGCUGGUUGGUGAAUGGUAUUUUUCAGAGCCUGUGCUCAGCUUUUUUAUCAGUCUGGAUUCUUCCCCAUAGUUUUCUGCUGACAUGUUUUUCAAAUCCCUCUCAUUGCAGCGAGGUCAGAGAGAAUUAGUGUACCUUCAGGAUGAAUUUUUAUCAUGGACUAUUUUAUUUGUUUUAUCUGUUUGUUUUUUUCUUCUUUAUUAUAUUGAGUUGUGAUGUUGUUUGUGUGGUGUUUUGAAUUUUAAAUCUGUCCACUCUGAUCCUUUUUGUGUGGUACCAGCUACAACUACCAGCUUUGAUUAUUAACCCAGCGCCUUAUCAAGCGUUUGUUAACAACAGACUUGUGGUUGCCAGGUUUUUAAGGUUUCCAAUGGCUCUUUGCCAUUUUUCUUUUGGAUAUGCAUUUAAAACUAAACCAUUGUCACUCAAUUAAAAAUGACAGAGCCUGAUUUCUGAACACAGAGGCAGGAGAACAACUCUAAAAUGCAAUUUAUUAACUAUUUUGUUGUCCUUGGAACAUUUUAGUCUACUUUUUGUACAAAAAAAGAAUCUCAUCACUAUGAUGCCCUCAAAUGUCGUGAUGAUUGACGCGAUGACCUCAUGUGAUUCAUUUAUGGCUGAACAGUGCCACCCUGUGGAGAAAAUGCAUUUUGGCCGUACAUACGUUCACAUUGUACGUAAUUCUAAUGAAGUAAGGACGAGGAUUUAUUGCUAUAAUCCGUGGUAUAUAGAAAAGGAUAAUAGAAGUAAAGUAUGAAGAGACUUUGCACUGUAGUUGUAAACGUUUGUUUUUUUAUUAACCAAAAGAUUUUAUCAGUAGUCUUGUCCUUCAUGGUCCUCUGGGUUUCUGUAUUUGGUUGCUCUGACGCAGUUUGGACAAAACUACUCAUGAUAACUGACAUUACUGAGUCACUCCUAUGAUUUGUGCUCGUGUUACACUACAUUUUUACAGAUGAUAAACAAUCAACAUCUCAGUAGUGGUAUUUACUGGUACAAACUGUUUUAGUUUAACAUAGCACAUUGCAAAUUCAGAUAAUAAUGGUGGGACUAAAUAAAAUGUGGCAACCCAGAAGUCUUUAACAUGGGCUUAGGAAUGACUUCCAGAGCUUUUUUAAUACAUAUAUAACUUUUCUUUAAAAAACAAAACAAAACAGAGUGGCACUGAAGCAUUUGCUGCCUUUCAGGUAUUUUAUCAGUGAGUAACUUGUUGUGAUACUACUCUGUUCUUGGAGUCUGUUUUCUUCUCUGUGGCUCAGACUAAUUAUUGUCUUUAUUAACGUUGGACAAACACGUUCCAGCAUGAACAGUAGCUGUUUUAACUUGAACAUUGGGAAUAAAGGAUCUGAGCCUCUGGUGAAACUUCCACCACCCUGUGAACACCUGCAGAUCAACACUAGCCUUUGUGCUGUUGGAGAAUAAUGUUGAUAACUAACAGAAGAAGAAGUGAAUGCAGUUAUUCUCUCACUUUUCAUGCUGAUUUCUCCACUUUCCUUCUUUUUGUGUGUCUGUGUUGUAUGUUGUAUGUGACUGUGUGCGCUGUUGUGCUGAGUUAGCGAAGACUAGGUUUUCAAUGGUAUUAUUUUUGUGUCAUGUUUGAGAAAAUAGUUUUUUUUUAAAUAAUGUAACCACCUCUUUUUUGCACAUAUACCUCUUUGCGAUUUGAUGUCCUCGCUGUUGCUUAUCAUCUCAUUUUAAUACACCUUUACUUUACAGAGGAGGAAGCACAGAUUUGUUUUAUAAGUGAUUGACAAUGAUGCUACUUUUUUUUGGCUUGUUACAUUUUAAAGUUUGGCCUGUUUUUGUCCUUGUGAAGUGACAUUUCCAGCAGGGGUGUGGUCAGAGAAAGUGUAGACAGUUAAUGUUGUUUCUCUGGGAGACACCUUGACCCUCAGUCAUUGUCCACCUUUAUGUUCCCGGAAACUACAAACAAAAGGAACGUACAGCAGAGGGGAAAAGUGAAUAAUAAUAAUAAAAAAGAGUAAUUUCAGGUUAAGGGCUUUUCUUUGGUUAAAGAAGUACAGUAAGUUGAAGGUUUGUCUUGACCUCUUUCAAAAUUUCUAUGAAGGGAUGUCUGUAGGCCAGUGUGAGUUUAAUCAGUCUGUAGAAACUAUUGAUGCUGAAUCAGUUGUGCCAUAGUGCCAAUGUAGAACAACCAAAAACUGAAGGGCCGCAAAGGUGCCAUAAAAUAGCACCUAAGAACUUAAAAAUUAAGAUUUUGAUUUGUUAGCUUGUCUCCAGGACUCACCGUAGCUGGAUUCCAACUAGCAACUUUGUGUACCGGAGACAAGCUGUCAACCCAUGAACUAUGGCUACUCUGACUCCACACCAAAUGUCAUUUAACAUGUAUUAUUUUACUUAUACAUGUUAAAUACAUCAUUUGCUUUUGAGUGUUGGGCCAGAGUUGGACUCACUUGACGCCUGGUCAGGUUUUAAGCACAGAAAACCAAAGCCUUGUUUUGACUUCAUUAAAAAGUAACAAAGAGUCAAACUGGUUCCUGGCUUGAAAAGUUUACUUUGAAUGCCACUAAUGGACUAAUGAUACCAAAGCUUCAUGUCAUGAUGUCAUCACCUACUGCAGUUCGACUGAUGAUCAUAGGCUUGAAAAAGGUCUGGUGUGUUGUUUGCUGGAUUUAACAUGCAGUAAAAUAAAAAAAAAUCAUCAGAUCACUGAUGGCAACAAAGUGA